AUGAACUACACACCACCACCCUUCCAAUCCAUCCACUUCGUCCCCGCAAACGAGGAAGUCGACAUCCGAAGCCGCCCAGUCAAAGCAAUCCACGUCGUCACCCAUGAUCCCCUCCCCGACGGAGCCAACCACUGGUGCUUCUAUCUCCAACUCUCCUCGGGUGCAUCAAUAUGCGUCAACAUGGUGCUAACCUACAGCUCCCCCAGCACCAUACUCCCGGGUGGCUCAAAAGGCAAUAUAAUCCUAUCCGCCCUCCCAAGUAUCUAUCCGUCCUCAGCAACCAAAACGAUCUGCCUCAGAGUCUGCGCCAACCUGACUGUAGGCCGUGUUCUGGAUCUCCUUGUCCAGUCAGGUCGCGAUAAGUACGAUUUCAAUUCGGAGGGACGUGGGUGUCGGAUGUGGACGACUGAUCAGAUUGCACUGCAUAGAGCAACAGCACAGACUCCCUCCCAGCAGGGGACCAGACACCACUAAUGUGCAGAUUGUGCGGCAUUGAAGCUGUGCGUUAUUUACAUUUACCCUGCUGUGUUAGAUCUCUUACCAAGGGGUCUGAGAGAUUGCUCCAACAGUGGACUAAGUGUAGGUCUAAGCAUCCAUCUAUCCACCCCAUGCCACCCGAUGGUCUCAGUGAUCCCUCCGCCCCGUCCACACUACAUGGCCCCGCCCAACGGAUCCCCGCGCUCCGCUUCGCCGCAGCUAAAAACCCGCAGUGGCACAUGAAUGCUUCGCAGAGCCAACUUCGAGUUACGCCCUCCGAUGACUGCGCCUUCCAUGCCACCGAGCUCCUCGGGAUGGUGGA
This is a messenger RNA of Pseudogymnoascus verrucosus, 799 nucleotides long. RefSeq lists its product as uncharacterized. The transcript has a single exon. The coding region runs from base 1 to 474 and encodes 157 amino acids. The record is from RefSeq and is a predicted model, not a curated record. Lineage: Eukaryota; Fungi; Ascomycota; Leotiomycetes; Thelebolales; Thelebolaceae.